This is a messenger RNA of Phytophthora sojae, 720 nucleotides long. RefSeq lists its product as hypothetical. Gene Ontology annotation, biological process: carboxylic acid transport. The coding region runs from base 1 to 720 and encodes 239 amino acids. Gene Ontology annotation, molecular function: carboxylic acid transmembrane transporter activity. Gene Ontology annotation, cellular component: plasma membrane. The record is from RefSeq and is a predicted model, not a curated record. NCBI's taxonomy places the organism in Eukaryota, Oomycota, Peronosporomycetes, Peronosporales, Peronosporaceae. The transcript is spliced from 7 exons.
AUGGCGAUUCACGGCUUCUCCCAGCGCGGCUAUAUCGCCGUCUACUUGCUGGCCAUCGUGUUCGCGCGCGUGCUGGUCAACACGACAAGCCCCGGUUGGUGCCCGCUGGUCGCGUUCAAGCGCCACUGGAUACUGCUGGCUUACCUCGUGCUGCUCGUGGCCGGCUUCAACUUCAUGUCUCAUGGCUCGCAGGACCUGUACCUAACAAUGUGUAAGAACCAGUUCGCGUUUUUGGCUGACGAGGUCGCCGUGACACAGGUCGUGGCCAACCUCGGCGCCAUUACGGGCGGCACCUUGGUCGGCUACCACUCGCAAAUCAUAGGCCGCCGUCUCAGCAUCAUCGUCAUGGCCGUCAUCGCGAGGAGAGUCGUCUGGAUCCACCUCAUGGAGCUGUCGCCGCCGUCGUACAGCACGCUUAUCGUCGGAACUUCCCACCAGCUAGGUAACGUCAUCACCUCGGCCUCGUCGGCGUUGAAGGGUAUCGCCAUCUGUGUCUUCAUGACGUUCCGUUACGCGAACCUGGUGCUGCUCACGUGCGUCUGCCUUGAGGCGCGCGGUGAGAAGUUCGACAUCACCCACGACAACGAAUUGGAAGAGGCAGCGCACAAGUGGAAUGGAGGGACCUCGACCAGAUAUGUUCAAUACCGCCGUGCACAACAUAAUAGUCAAGGAGGCCGCAAGCCUCAGCUCAAGAAGCAGACGGAGAUGACUCUGGAAUAA